Rangifer tarandus platyrhynchus (Svalbard reindeer) is the source of this 858-nucleotide messenger RNA. Lineage: Eukaryota; Metazoa; Chordata; Mammalia; Artiodactyla; Cervidae. The record is from the annotation of a GenBank genome assembly.
AUGGCGUUUUCCCUGAAGGUUUUUCUGGGCGGCCGUGUCUGCGCAGCUGUCGCUCGCUGUGGGUUUGCUACCCGGGGGGUGACCAUCCUGGGCUCUAUCAGCCGAGAACCGGAUCCCGAUUUUGACUGGGAACCGGAGGAGCGAGAACUGCAGGAGGUGGAGAGCGCCCUGAAGCGACAGAAAAAAGCCAUUCGGUUCCAGAAAAUUCGGAGGCAAAUGGAGGCGUCAGGUGCCCCGCCCAGGACCCUGACGUGGGAAGCCAUGGAGCAGAUCCGGUAUUUACACAGGGAAUUUGCAGAGUCUUGGUCAGUUCCCAGACUGGCUGAAGGCUUUGAUGUCAGCAUCGAUGUGAUCCGAAGGGUUUUAAAAAGCAAGUUCGUACCCACAUUGGAACAGAAACUAAAGCAGGAUCAGAAAGUCCUUAAGAAAAUCGGACUUGCCCAUUCGCUCCCGGAGCUCCCAGGCCCUGGAGAUUCCUCCAAACCGCUUUCUGCAGGCCCGUCUGUAUCAGGUUCUUUUCUGAUGCCUGGGGAUGAAGCCUCAUCCAAAGGCGAUGGUCACAGCACAGCUUUGAAAGCGAUUGAAUUGAACACUCAGAGUACAGAUAUACCAACGAGACAGACGGAAAGGAAUAAAGGAGUCCAGGAGGAGGGGAAGAACUCUGUGCCUGUUGCUGCAGGUCACCCUACCGGCACUUGUAGGGGCGCCAGAGGAAUUGACAGUGAUGGAUUACCCAGUGACAAGAAGCUGCAAGAGCUGAAGGCAGGGGAGGCAGGUGACCAGAUCUUCAGCAACAGAGUCAUGCAGAGGGGACGAGAGUUCUUUGACAGUAAUGGGAACUUCCUGUACAGAAUCUGA